Closterium sp. NIES-65 is the source of this 1425-nucleotide messenger RNA. Lineage: Eukaryota; Viridiplantae; Streptophyta; Zygnematophyceae; Desmidiales; Closteriaceae. The record is from the annotation of a GenBank genome assembly.
AUGGAUGCAGAGAUGGCUUCCUGGAAGUCCACAGGCACCUACAUUGACGCGGUUCCCCCACCUGGGGCGAACAUCGUCAGUGGCAUGUGGAUCUUCAGGGUGAAGCGGCCGCCGGGCUCUCCGCCUGUCUUCAAGGCACGCUACGUGGCUCGUGGCUUCAGUCAGCGGCAGAGAGUUGACUACUUUCAGACCUUCUCUCCCACCCCGAAGAUGACCACUCUUUGGGUACUGCUACACAUAGCCGCUCAGCGUGACUACGAGCUUCACUCCCUUGACUUCAGCACUGCUUUCCUGCAGGUCUACGGUCUCCGCCAGGCACCGCGCGAGUGGCACGACACACUGAGGACUACGCUUGCGGCUCUUGAGUUUGCUCCCUCUACUGCUGACCCGUCGCUGUUUCUACGCACCGACACCUCUUUGCCGCCGUUCUACAUCCUCGUGUACGUCGACGACUUGGUCUUUGCCACUGCUGACACUGCUGGACUCGCCCACGUGAAGUCCGAGCUGCAGAAGAGACACACGUGCACAGACCUGGGUGAACUGCGCAGCUACCUUGGCUUGCAGAUCACCCGGGACAGAGCACGCCGCACCAUUACCCUGACUCAGUCACACAUGGUGCAGCAGGUCCUUCAGCGCUUCGGCUUCACGUACUCCUCGCCUCAGGCCACUCCUCUGUCUACUCGCCACUCGCUCUCAGCUCUGCCUUCGGAUGAGUCCGUAGAGUCGAGUGGCCCGUACCCAAAGCUUGUUGACUGCCUCAUGUACCUGAGAGCCUGCACACGACCUGACCUUGCAUACCCUCUUAGCAUCCUGGCACGCUAUGUUGCUCCUGGGAGACACCGACCAGAGCACAUGGCUGCAGCGAAGAGGGUGUUGCGCUACGUAUGCAGUACGUCGGGCAUGGGGCUAGUGCUUGGAGGGCAGAGUCCAGUGGUCCUCACUGGGCACGCGGACGCUUCUUGGGCUGACGACCAGGCUACGCAGCGGUCGUCACAGGGUUACACCUUCAGCCUUGGUUCCGGCUUUGUUUCGUGGCGGGCUACUCGCUCGUCUUCUGUUCUCGGCUCCAGUUGUGAGGCUGAGAUCUACGCCGGGGCCAUGGCUGCACAGGAGCUUCGCUGGCUCACCUACCUGCUGACCGACCUUGGAGAGCCGCCUCGUUCUCCUUCAGUCCUGUACGUAGACAACAAGGCCAUGCUGGCCUUGUGUCGAGAGCAGAGACUGGAGCACAGAACAAAGCACAUUUCUCUUCGCUACUUCCUUGCUCGUGAGCUACAGCAGCGUGGUCAGUUGCGCCUUGCGUACGUGGCCUCUGAGGCCAACACUGCUGAUGUUUUCACCAAGGCACUUGCGCCUUGUGAUCAUCAGCGCUUCUGUACUCAGCUUGGUCUUGUGCGUGUCUUGCCUCACUUGCUCACUUCUUGA